CCGCUCCUGGCGCCGGGGACCGGCCGCGCGAGGCUGCCGGGGCCGGGCGGCAGCAUGCGGAGCGGCGAGGAGCUGGACGGCUUCGAGGGCGAGGCCUCGAGCACCUCCAUGAUCUCGGGCGCCAGCAGCCCGUACCAGCCCACCACCGAGCCGGUGAGCCAGCGCCACGGGCUGGCCGGCCUGCGCUGCGACCCCGACUACCUGCGCGGCGCGCUCGGCCGCCUCAAGGUCGCCCAAGUGAUUCUGGCCCUGAUUGCGUUCAUCUGCAUCGAGACCAUCAUGAAUUGCUUCCCGUGCGAAGGUCUCUACUUCUUUGAGUUUGUAAGCUGCAGUGCAUUUGUGGUGACUGGAGUCUUGCUGAUCCUGUUCAGCCUCAACCUGCACAUGCGGAUUCCCCAGAUCAACUGGAAUCUAACAGAUCUUGUCAACACUGGACUCAGCACUUUCUUUUUCUUUAUUGCCUCAAUUGUACUGGCUGCUCUAAACCACAAAACCGGAGCCGAGAUUGCUGCCAUGAUAUUUGGCUUCCUGGCAACAGCAGCCUAUGCAGUGAGCACAUUCUUGGCCGUACAGAAAUGGAGAGUCAGUGUCCGCCAGCAGAGCGCCAACGACUACAUCCGAGCCCGCACUGAGUCCAGAGAUGUGGACAGUCGCCCCGAGAUCCAGCGCCUGGACACAUGAGGUCCCACGGGAGUCUUCCUUCCUCCAGCCCUUGUGCCCAUCCUUCCAGUCGAAUUUUCUUUCCCUCCACUCAUGAGACUUUCAUGUGAUUCAGCUGAAUUUUGUCCUCUUUGGUAAAAGUUCACUUUGGGAAAAGGUGUCCAGAGUGGCCCUGCUGGUGGGUCCGUAGUAGGCUAGAAAGGCCUGUGUCCUCUAGUAUUGGACAGCCACAGGAGCAGCCAACUAUCUGACCCAUGAGCCACACUGCCAUGUGUAUUUGUGAUGAGUCAAGAUGCUGGGUUACACAGGGCUGCUAAGAAGGGGAAAGUAGGCAUCCAGAAAUGAAGGUGCAGGGCUGGGACAGAGAGGCAGCCUCGUGGUGUGCUCUGGGUGCAUGUUGAGUCUGGCUGCCAGGACCUGCCUCCCUCGUCUUCCAUGUCCAGGCCAUCAAGGCAACCAGAAUGGCCUGAAACUUUUGGGGACUCUGAGAGUUUUAGCAUUGGAUAUGCUGGUGGAUUUCUUUGCUAGACUUGAAUAUUGCAGGGACAGGAAAAACUGGUGUCCUAUGUGACAGUUCCAUGAGACCCCUGAUGCACAGGAAGGUUACCCUUUUUUCCUACCCUGCUGAGACAUCAUUGGUUCUUCUUCAAAUGAAUCACCUUCCUGAGUCCCAGGUUCUUUUCCAAGAAUAUGGGGACCACCUUGUUUGACCACUUCCUGCUUACCCUAAGUACUCUGAGGCUGAACUGCAGAGUUUCUGUAAUUUUACCUUCUCAGGUAACAGCCACAGAAGAAACACAAUCCAUUCCACCAGCCAAAGCACUUGCCUGUUCGCUGUCUUCUUGGACCACACGUGGGAGUGUGUUUAUGUGUAUGUGUUACAAAUCAGGACACACAAACACACCUCUGUUUUAGCAGUGUGUGCUAAUUUUCUGAUACCUGAGAAGAAUUUUAAAAUGCUUCUGAAUAGAUCUGUCUAGGGUUUUAAAAUACUUGAAUUUAUACCAGGAUAUGUCCUUCCUCUGAUGUGUCAGAAGGUACCAGUUACCAGUUUGGGUGCCUGAGCAUCAUUACUAUGAAGACCAGUGGUGGAGGUUGUUGGGGAAAAUCCUAGUUACUUAGGUUUUUGAUUGAUUGUUGAUCAAGUGAAGAUUAUUUUUUGUGAUGAAUGAGUUAAAUGAGCCCCUACAAUGCUGUAGAUUUUUGUUGUGGUGGGUGUUGUUAAAAAUCUAAUUGUAUCUUUCAUAGAAAAAUUGUCAGGUUUUCACAUUUUGAACUGUUUUAAUGUUUACAGAUGUCACUGUAGCUCUAAUAUUUUGUGUUUAGCCCUUAUCAAGGAAAGUACAUUGCUGGUGGGAAGAUAUUACAGUAGCCUGGAAAACCUUGACGUCUUGUACUAAGGCCCACUUACAGUCUUAGCUGUGUUCUGUGUAGGAAAAAGCCCAGAGGAGGGGGUAGGACAGUGUGACGAGGUGUCCUGUGUGCAUGUAUGGCAUUGCAGUUUUCAGGAAACAGCAGUAUCUUGCUUUAAUGGGGAGGCGAGGGUUUUUGGUUAGAUAGUGCUCCUGGGCUGGGUAUUCCACAGGAAUGGUGUUGUGUCAGGUCUGAGGGCCAGGGUCAAGAGUUGGCUCCCUAUCCCAGUGUCCAGCACAGUCUAGUUCUUUUGCAGCCCUUCCUGGGCGGUAGGCCAGGUCACAUGAGUAAGUGCGGCUGCCUCAUGGACUGACCCGUUAGUCUGGAGGUAGCUUCUCUUUCCACAGAGGGUAGCCUGGCCUGGCCACAGCUGAGCCUGAGGCCGACAGAGCCUUCUUCCUCCUAUGUAUGUCGUGAGUCAGCACCAUCAUGCUUUACAGACUUUGAACCUGUUAUGUGGCGAUGUGAGGGGAACUGAAGACAUCUGGGUUUUAUCUCAUAGUCUUACAUAUCUAUUGUACAUUUGUUGAUUGUGUGUACAUAACUAAAAUUGGGCUUAUUGCCUUCUCAGAAUUCCAUUUAAAACAGGACCACAAAGACCCAGCCUGGCAUCAGAUGGAGCCCACUUGGAAGGACCACCCUGAGCUUUGUCAGAAGUCUGCUGGGAGUCAGGUUACUUGGACUCAAUAAAGCCACCUUUGAAAUAGGAGUGAAAGAAGAAUAUCAUUCAGGCAAGACUGUUGCCCAGGCUUUCCUGAGUCACUUCAUUAAAACCAACGUGUUAUCCGGUGAAAGGAAACCAUUGAUUGGCCUCCUGAGGAUGCGUUGUCAGUGGAAAUAAAUAGUAGUUCUGAGGCCCAUCAAGACCAUAAGCAUUGAGGGCUGAUAAAACGUGAUGACAUUUCCUGCCCAGAGAGAUUUAGGUGUUAAUUUGCAUCUUACUGGUACUCUUUGGAAUUAUUUAUGUUCCUAUUACUAUUUAAUAUCCUUUGUGCCAUGAGAUUUCCCCGUGGUUUUUGUAAAUGUAUUUCCUUAUACUAUUUAAUUAGCUCCCACAAGAACCAGAAGCACCCUGUACAGUCUGAUUGUAGUACACAGACAGAGGAAGUUGUCAAGGGAGGUGGUCAUCUGCUGUGAAUGUAAGGCCCUAUGGUUUUCUUCUGUCUCCUCUGUAUGCAAACGGCAGACAGUCCAGAUUAAAAUGACCUUCUUGCAAAUUGAAGGAAAUGUAGUUUAGCAUUUAGCUAAUCCAUUGUGGACCAGUGUCAGUUAGAUUCAGGGCGUUUUAAGGCUGAGGCUUAGUUUUUCAGUUUUCUCAGUGUUCUGUGGGAUGAAUUGGCUUUCCCAGAAGUUAAAACAAAGCUUGAGGAAGCCACAGGUUCUGUGUCCAUCCUGGAGUGUUUGUGCACAUGCAGGCUAAAGCUUUUCAGGAUUUGGUGUGACCUCUGGUGGUUCUGAUGAACACAAACACUGCCAACUUCAUGGAGUUUAUUUGGGCAGCGAUGUGGUUGACUGACUGUGUAUUUCCCUUUGACUCACCUUGCCCUCCCUUCAUGUUGCUGAAGGCACGGAGGAGGCAAAAUCCUUUCUCUUUCAUACAGAGAUACUGCAAUCAUGAAAGUCUAGUCACCUGUUAGUCCCCUAGAGAGGGCAAACAUGGUUAAACUAAAAUGUCAUUAGAGAAGUUUGAUUUAAAGUAAUCAGCCAUCCAAGGCAAAUUGCUUGUCUAAAAACAAAAAAAGCAAGAACACAGUAGCCCGCUCAGUUCCACUGCCAUGUCUGCCUUAGCCCAGUGAGCUGAAGAGCUGGUGUGUGUAGAGCCUAGCCACAGCGAAACCAGCAAGGACCAGUUGGGCUCUGAGGGCAUGGUGCUGGGGCACCAUUGUUGUCCUCUUGCCUGAAGGUUCAUGCCUGUGG
Messenger RNA from Octodon degus (degu), 3990 nucleotides. RefSeq names its product CKLF like MARVEL transmembrane domain containing 4 (gene Cmtm4). NCBI's taxonomy places the organism in Eukaryota, Metazoa, Chordata, Mammalia, Rodentia, Octodontidae. The coding region runs from base 55 to 681 and encodes 208 amino acids. Gene Ontology annotation, cellular component: membrane. The transcript is spliced from 4 exons. The record is from RefSeq and is a predicted model, not a curated record.